AGAAUAAUAGGAUUACGCCAUUUAACUGAAUCAUCCCACUUUCCGACAAUCGCGAGGCGGAAAGUAGGAGAGAGAAACAAACAAACAGACGAAAUCUUCACCAAAAAGCGUAGAAAUUGAAAACCUCUCUACCAUGGCGGUGCUUCAAAUUCAAUGAAUUCCGAUCUCAUGCAUUUACUGCCUCAAUUCCAAUGGAAAUGCCCGGCCGCCGCUCCAAUUACACCUUGCUGAGCCAAAUUCCCGACGACCCGCCCUUCCUCCCCGCGCCGCCCAAAUUCUCAGCCGCCAACCCGCCUCCGCAGCCCUACUACUACGAAUCGCACUCCGCCGACACUAGCAAGCUCAAAUCCGACCGAAUAGGUGGAUCGGCCGCCGCAUACGACUGGGACGCGAUCGAUCAGCGGAUGAUUUCGCAGCAGAGCCGGAUCGGAGCGACCUCGUUCGCCGGCGGCUCCUUCGGCUUGCAGAGGCAGUCGAGUGGUAGCAGCUUCGGCGAGAGCUCGAUCUCGGGGGACUAUUACCCGCCCUCGCUGUCGAAUCCGGAGGGGGUUUUUAGUCAUUUCAGCGACGGCGGCAGUGAUUUGAGGGUGAAGGCGGCGGAGGCAUCGGGAAGGAGCUCGUCUCGGAAGAGCUGGGCGCAGCAGACGGAGGAGAGCUACCAAUUGCAGCUGGCGUUGGCUCUUCGCCUCUCCUCCGAAGCCACCUGUGCUGAUGACCCUAAUUUGUUGGAUCCGGCGCCGGAUGAAUCUGCUUACCGCCCUUCUUCUUCCGCGGAUGCUAUUUCUCACCGAUUCUGGGUAAAUGGCUGUUUAUCAUACUACGACAAAAUACCUGACGGAUUUUACUCCAUCCAUGGGAUGGAUCCAUAUGUCUGGGCUGUAUGCUCUGAUCUUCAGGAAAGUGGCCGAAUUCCAUCUCUUGAUUCAAUGAAGGCUAUUGAUCCUGCCACUAUGUCUUCUGUUGAAGUGAUUGUAGUUGACAGACGUGUUGAUCCUAGCUUGAGAGAGUUACAAAACCAGAUUCAUACAAAGUCAUCUAGUAGCCUUACAGCCAACGAAGUUGUUGACCAGCUUGCAAAGAUAGUUUGCACUCAUAUGGGGCAUGCAGCUUCUAAUGGGGAAGAGGACUUAAUUAAGAUAUGGAAACAGCAUAGUGAUAACUUGAAAGAUUGCUUGGGGUCAGUUGUUCUACCGAUUGGCAGUGUGUCUGUGGGCCUAUGCAAGCACAGAUCGUUACUAUUCAAAGUUUUAGCUGACAUUAUCGGACUACCAUGUCGGAUUGCGAAAGGAUGUAAAUUUUGUAAUCGAGAAGAUGGUUCCUCAUGUCUGGUUCGUUUUGAGCUGGACAGGGAGUAUCUUAUUGAUCUUAUUGAGAAACCAGGAUGCUUAAGUGAUCCCGAUUCAAUGUCAAAUGGUCCGUCUACCAUCUCAAUUUCUUCUCCACUGCGUUUUCCGCGAUCCAAGAAGGUGGAGCCUACAAUUGACUUCAGGUUGCUGGCAAAACAGUACUUCUUGGAAUUCCAAUCGCUUAACCAGAUAUUUGAUGAGUCAUUAGCAGCUGGACCUGUUACUGAUGCUGGUGCUGGUGAUCCCUUAUUCCCUAGACAAUCAGAGAAGAUUAAUGAUGACAGGACUGGCACUCCUCCAAGCUUAAGUAAGGAGGAGGAAGUUUCUCGCAAAUUAAUAGGUUCAACACCUUUAAAGCCCCCUCCUGCAGUCCGACAUAAUGGUUUGCCAGGUCCCAGAGGAAAUGGAAAUAAGGAUUGGAGGUCUAUUGGUGGAAAUAUGUUAUUUCAAACCAAAUCAAGUGCUGAACUAGCCUUUGAUAUCGAAGAGCUGAAGAUUCACUGGGAUGAUCUAGUUAUAAAGGAGAGAAUUGGGGCAGGUUCUUUUGGUACAGUUCAUCGUGCUGAAUGGAAUGAUUCGGAUGUAGCCGUGAAAAUUCUUAUGGAACAAGAUUUUCAUGCAGAGAGGUUCAAGGAAUUUUUACGAGAGGUGGCAAUCAUGAAAAGAUUGCGUCAUCCUAAUAUAGUGCUCCUUAUGGGAGCUGUGACAGAGCCACCAAACUUGUCCAUCAUAACAGAAUAUUUAUCCAGAGGUAGCCUGUAUAGACUUUUGCAUAAACAUGGUACAAGAGAGAUGUUGGAUGAGAGACGUCGGUUGAGUAUGGCUUAUGAUGUGGCAAAGGGGAUGAAUUAUCUUCACAAGCACAACCCUCCCAUUGUUCAUAGAGACUUGAAAUCUCCCAAUCUUUUAGUCGACAUAAAGUUUACUGUUAAGGUUUGUGAUUUUGGUCUUUCCCGUUUUAAAGCAAACACAUUUCUUUCUUCCAAGUCUGCUGCUGGGACUCCUGAGUGGAUGGCACCUGAAGUCCUCCGCGAUGAACCAUCAAAUGAAAAAUCAGACGUGUACAGUUUUGGUGUGAUUUUAUGGGAGCUUGCAACCUUGCAGCAACCAUGGGGUAACUUGAAUCCUGCACAGGUUGUAGCAGCAGUUGGUUUUAAAGGAAAGAGGCUUGAAAUUCCCGAGGAUAUGAAUCCUCAAGUUGCAGCCAUAAUCAUAUCUUGCUGGGCUAAUGAGCCCUGGAAACGGCCCUCCUUUUCCAGUAUUAUGGAAUCUUUGGCACCACUAAUUAAGUCUCCUUCGAGAACCAAACCAGCAAGCCGUGGAGAACUGACUUGAAGAUUUUGGACAUCAUUAAAAGCUCAUCUCAUUUUCUGCAUGGAUUCUUCUGAUCAAUUUUCUAGCACUAAAGAUACUGCUCGGACUGCAAGGUGUUCUUGUGUACAUAAAAGUUAGUUGAAAUUAUUGAGGAACUGACAUUUUUGCGAAAGUUGAAGGAGGUGUUAUCAUUCUGAAGGUACUCUGAGAAAUUGCAAUUCCUUUUACUAGUCAUUUAAAUGAAUUUGUCUAUGUACAUCAAUUAAAUCCAGAAACGAAAUUGUGUUCAUAUCAUUGUUAAUUUAUUUAGUGAUUUUGUACUUACA
Salvia splendens (bonfire salvia) is the source of this 2986-nucleotide messenger RNA. Its product is annotated as serine/threonine-protein kinase CTR1-like. Gene Ontology annotation, molecular function: ATP binding; protein serine/threonine kinase activity. The record is from RefSeq and is a predicted model, not a curated record. The transcript has 17 exons. The coding region runs from base 192 to 2681 and encodes 829 amino acids. Gene Ontology annotation, biological process: protein phosphorylation. Lineage: Eukaryota; Viridiplantae; Streptophyta; Magnoliopsida; Lamiales; Lamiaceae.